UGGACUGCUCCAAUGCCAAUGCUUCCAUGGCUCCUACCGCCCUAGGACUCUUCAGUGCCCACAGAGGACAGUAGGGACCUCUUUAGGAAACUAUGAUCAUACGUUUUCCAUGACCAAACCACUCUUUUCGUAUUCAUUAAACACUUGUAACAAGAUAAAGUCUAACUGUGAAUGGUUCUUAGGUAUCUCAGUGGUACGAGUUGGUGGUCUUCACUGCGUCCAUGGAGAUAUACGGCGCGGCUGUCGCCGACAAGCUGGACAACGGCCGCGGCGUACUGCGGCGGCGAUUCUACAGACAACAUUGCACGGCCGAACAUGGGUCGUACACGAAAAACCUGUCGUCGAUAUGUGACGACCUCAACAGGGUCUUCAUACUCGACAACUCGCCCGGGGCCUACCGGGAUUUCCCAGACAACGCGAUCCCGAUAAAGUCGUGGUUCUCAGACCCACUGGACACAUCGCUGCUAUCAUUGCUGCCGGUGCUGGACGCGCUGCGCUUUACGCACGACGUACGCUCCGUGCUCUCGCGCAACCUGCACUUACACCGGCUCUGGUAGCCGCCAGAUGUAAGAUCGGCUUUUGUACAAAUGAAGGACGCCAGAGGCGUCCUCAACUUAUUUAUUAUUAUUUUCACUCGUUAGGUCGUUCAGCGCUUCUAUUCAAAAUAUACAUAUAGUUAUAAAAUAUAGUUAAAUAUUUUUAUUAAGUUAGGUUUUUUCUUAAGCGGCACAUUCACUAUUCAACAUGUUGACUAACAGAAAAUGACGAGCAAUAAUACGCAAGUGACUGUUCUCUCUC
Messenger RNA from Hyposmocoma kahamanoa, 798 nucleotides. RefSeq names its product CTD nuclear envelope phosphatase 1 homolog (gene Dd). The record is from RefSeq and is a predicted model, not a curated record. Bases 222 to 557 code for a protein of 111 amino acids. Gene Ontology annotation, molecular function: protein serine/threonine phosphatase activity. The transcript has 4 exons. Lineage: Eukaryota; Metazoa; Arthropoda; Insecta; Lepidoptera; Cosmopterigidae.